AUGUCACGCCGAUACACAGCCACCGCCUUCUCUCACCACUAUCAUCAACGAACAUCGUCGACAAUGAGCACACAACUCCGUAGAAGAAUCGGAGUCUCACCUAAGCAUUUGAUACGAACUCUGAAUCUAUGCGAAGAAGACGUCAAAGAGAAUUUUCCCGACUUCCUUCCAACAGCUGCGGAUGAUGACCUUCUCGAGUACGCUGAACUUCAAGAUUCUCACCACGAAUCACUCUUCACAAAGCUGAGAAAGCUCGAGGAUCUCAAUAACGAAUGGGCACUCUAA
This is a messenger RNA of Necator americanus (New World hookworm), 285 nucleotides long. RefSeq lists its product as uncharacterized. The transcript has a single exon. The coding region runs from base 1 to 285 and encodes 94 amino acids. Lineage: Eukaryota; Metazoa; Nematoda; Chromadorea; Rhabditida; Ancylostomatidae. The record is from RefSeq and is a predicted model, not a curated record.